AUGUUCAGCCGAGUCAUCCUGCGCCGGAACGACCCGGCCAGCGGCCGGUCCUCGCCCGACGAUAUCGAGAACCAGCCCCUCUCUCCUCGAGGAGACCCGUCUGACUCGCUCGAGCCCGAGAUGACGGAGCGGCAGGAGGGUGGUUUCUCACGACUAGGCAUCCGACGACCAAGCGUGCCCUCGAGGUUUAGGUUCUCGAGCAGCACGCAAGCAACGAGUGCCAACGGCACGGAAUGGCCAGGCACACGCACUGCUCGAGCCUCCCGGUCGAAUACCGUCCCGAGGCCGAGCAGCAGCCAUUAUCCCGAGGAGGAAGAUGACGAAGAUCUGGAGAGGCAAUCCCGCCCGAGAGACUCGACGCUGCCCUCCAGAUACAGCAUCAUAGUGGAUUUACCGAGCACGAGGUUGCAUCUUCCGAUGCUUCAGAGGACGUGGACGCAGGGAUCCAACGGCCCACCAACGUCGAGGCCGCUUCCCCACGAGAUCCACCCCGCCUUGCGGCCGUCUCCGGAUGAGGUGUGCAGGCCAACCGGGCCAGCUCUGCCGACCGUCACGGUCACCGAGCCCGCACCUGUCGCGCGGCCCACUGGCGGUGAGGCGGGCCAGCUGUUUGGCGAAAUUGGACGACCUCGUGGCGGCGGCGGAUUCCACGCCCCAGACCCAGCAGAGUCGAGCCUCGCCGACUUGGCGGGCGACGGGCGACGGAGACGACGCCCGAGAGACGGAAGCGGAAGUGACCGCAGCCGAAGACAUCGGCACCGCCGGCACCGGGAUCGCCUAGAGGUACCCGGUAGCUCUGAAGGCGGUAGUUCUGGGGGCAGUGAGAGGCGUCGGAGAAGGAGGCGGCGUAUUCGGGAUGUCGAGGACGGUGACGGUGAUAGCGACAGACCUCAGCCGAAACACUUCCUCUUCUGCUUCCCGUGGAUCAAGAGCCGGAAGGUCCGGUCGCAGAUUUUGCAGUGCUUUAUUUCGGGGACGUUUUUGGUGUCCUUGCUCGCAGUCUACCUGGCCCUGUCCCUGACCAAGAACAUCAACAACAGCGAGUUCACGGUCCUGCUCAUCCUCAUCAUCCUGUUCGCCACCAUCUUCUUCUGCCAGGGCCUCAUCCGCCUGUGCCUGCUCAUCCUGCGGCCCAAGCGCUCCUCGGACGAGGAGCGCCGGAACGCGCUGAGGCAGAUGUAUGGCCCCGGCGGGUACGCGAUCCCGCGGCAGCCGAUCCGCGUCGUCCUCGCGCGCGACGAGGAGGCCGCGGGCAUCGAGAGCGAGACGACCAAGAUAAAUCCGCCUGCCUACGGGCUGUGGAGGGAGAGUGUGCGCGUCGACCCCAACCGCAUCUACUGGGAGCGCAACACCGAGGUGCCCGCCGUGCCCGAAGAGCAGCACGAGAUGGCGCGCGCCGGCUCCUCGGCCGACGACGACAGCAGCGACGACGCGAGCACGUCCGGCGACGAAGGGUCCUCGCGGCCCCGCGGCCAGCGCCGCCCGCCCUCGUACGCGUCCGAGGACGGGGUCGCGUACGUGAUCGAGGCGCAGCCGCGGUCCAUCGCGCCGACGGCCGAGGUCCCGCUGCCGGUGCACCCUUCCGAGGCGGGGAGGGUGGCCGCCGCGCCCGGGUUUUAA
Diaporthe citri is the source of this 1620-nucleotide messenger RNA. RefSeq lists its product as uncharacterized. The record is from RefSeq and is a predicted model, not a curated record. The coding region runs from base 1 to 1620 and encodes 539 amino acids. The transcript is spliced from 3 exons. NCBI's taxonomy places the organism in Eukaryota, Fungi, Ascomycota, Sordariomycetes, Diaporthales, Diaporthaceae.